Mucor mucedo is the source of this 2211-nucleotide messenger RNA. Its product is annotated as ANTH domain-containing protein. The coding region runs from base 338 to 1840 and encodes 500 amino acids. Gene Ontology annotation, cellular component: clathrin-coated vesicle; clathrin-coated pit. The record is from RefSeq and is a predicted model, not a curated record. Gene Ontology annotation, biological process: clathrin coat assembly; vesicle budding from membrane; clathrin-dependent endocytosis. Gene Ontology annotation, molecular function: phosphatidylinositol-4,5-bisphosphate binding; 1-phosphatidylinositol binding; clathrin heavy chain binding. The transcript is spliced from 6 exons. NCBI's taxonomy places the organism in Eukaryota, Fungi, Mucoromycota, Mucoromycetes, Mucorales, Mucoraceae.
ACCAAUUUUAUGUAUUUAGACAAUAAAGUGAUUUUAGCCAAUCAAUUUUGGAAAUCCGACAUUUAUAUAAUUCUUCUUUUAGGGCAAACAGCAUUAAGUUUGACUGUAUCCCAUAGCACUCCUCACACUCUCAUGAAAGAGAUCGCCCAAAUGGAACUGUGCACAGUUCAUAUUCUGGCCGGACCCCGGAUUAUUUUCUUUUUUAAGAAACCUUUCAGGCAUUUUUUUUUCUGAGACUGAAAAUAGAACUCAAUUAAACCAACCUCCCUUGUUUACCCUUUAUUCCCUUUCUUCUCUUACAUACACAUAUAUAUAUACACACACAAUAAUAACAAUAAUGGAAACAGCCGUUCGAAAAGCAACUCGUCUUGACUACAAUCCACCGAAACAAAAGCAUUUACAAACGUUGACUAGUUUAACGUUUCAAAGUCCUGGUAACGCUGCAAGUAUCAUUGACCUCUUGGAUAAAAGACUUCGAGAAAACUCUUGGAUCAUCAUCUUUAAAGUCCUCAUCACCAUUCACACCUUAAUGAGACUGGGAGAUGGUGACAAAACAAUAGCUUAUGUCGAGACAAAACCUUCUGCUUUGGAUACCAGUAAAUUAAGGGAGAAAUCUUCGGGUGUGGUUCAUAUCCAGAAUAUCUAUUUAUAUACAGCCUAUUUAGAGCAAAAAGUCAUUGCGUACCGUCAUCUUCGUUACGAUUACGUAAAAAACACCAUGGGCAGUAAAGAGGGCAGAUUACGACAUUUAUCUGUCAAGGAUGGUUUGUUGAAAGAGACCAUUGUACUUCAAAAGCAAAUUGGCUCACUAUUGAAAUGCAACUUUAUAUUGGAUGAUGUGGAUAAUAAUAUCAGCUUAUACGCAUUUCGAUUAUUGGUAGAGGAUUUAUUAGUGUUAUUUCAAGUAAUUAACGAAUCCAUCGUUAAUAUUUUGGAACAUUAUUUCGCCAUGGAUAAAACAGAUGCUAGAACUAGUCUCGAUAUUUAUAAACGUUUUGCUAAACAAACAGAGGAUACCAUCUCCUUUUUGGACCGUGCCAGAAGACUUCAACACGAAUUAAACAUUUCCAUUCCCUCUGUGAAACACGCAAUUUAUUUUGGCCUUUCAUGGGGUUCUAAUCCUUUUAUAGCCACUGCCCAACCAAGCGCGAAUUUCACACCCAAUCAACAACAGCCGCAACAACAACAACAAUUGCAACAGCAACAGCAGCAGCAGCCAAAGGAAUUACUUGAUUUCUUUACCAGUCUCGAAAAUGAAAAGGUUAAUAUCUUUUAUAACCCAGUGAUUCAACAACAACCCAUGUUCACACCCAUCAUGGCACAACCCACAGGCCACAAUCCUUUUCGAACGAACGAUAACAGUAAUAUGAUGAUGAUACCUCAACAACAACAACAACAACAAUCAUUGUCUAGUAUCUUACCUCAACAACAAUCCAUGCCUAGCAUGAUGCCUCAACAAUCCAUGCCUAGCAUGAUGCCUCAACAAUCCACCUCAAGCAUGCUGCCUCAACAAUCCACUUCAAGUAUGCUGCCUCAACAACAGACUGGCACGGCAAAUCCCUUCCGAUCCAAUACAAUGCCACAGAUGAGCACUUCAACGCCUACAUUACCUUAUUUCAAUAACAGCGGACAAUUUCAGUCUAUGGGAAAUACUCCCAUGCAAAAUGUCACUAAUAACCCAUUUGCUAUGAGUCCAACAUCAGCAUCACCACAACAACAACAGCAGCAGCCCUCGACCAUCAUGGUAGCAGCACCCAUGGCAGGCGCGAGUCAUAAUCCUUUUAACACUGCUACACCCAAACAUCAGCAAUUACAACCUUGGGGUAGUAGUCUGUUUUAAACAAUAAAAAAUAUUAAGCCAUUUAUAAACAUACUAUGCUUCCCCCCAGUCACCGAAUGUUUGGUCCCAAACAACAUCAAAUCUUUGAGAGCUUUAAAAGAGUAGUAAGAAUUAAUGGAAUUCCUAAUUUCGGCCUAUCAUUAAAUAAAUUGGAAAUCAUUUCCAAUUAGUUAUGCUUAUGCUAAUUUCGACGUAUCUCGAGAAAACGUACAAUCAGGUUUAUAGAGGACAACGUGAGUUGCUGGAUUGUAAAUUACGCCCAUAUAUUUUGGACAAUCCCAAUAUAUCUUAUGUAUCACCGUGCAGUUCUCUUGCAACAAGAAAGUUAUGGAACAUUUAUAGAAUUUUAUCGAUAUUUCCCUCCCUCAGAC